Equus caballus (horse) is the source of this 1036-nucleotide messenger RNA. Its product is annotated as proteoglycan 3. Gene Ontology annotation, biological process: immune response. NCBI's taxonomy places the organism in Eukaryota, Metazoa, Chordata, Mammalia, Perissodactyla, Equidae. The record is from RefSeq and is a predicted model, not a curated record.
GAGAGCAGAGGAGAGGAAGGAAUCCAGGCCUUUUCACCCUCUGAGUUACCUGUUCCUGGUUCCCUGAGAACUGGCGGACUGGGCUGGAAUCUGAGGAAAACCAGGAGGUCACAGAGUUGAAUCCUCCAUCCCAACAAGUCCACUAGCUCUUGGCAGUGAUAUCCAGGGGCUGUGUAGACACACUGGACAACCCAGGGAGGCAAAGUGCAGCUGUGUCCCUGUCACAAGACUGAGUAGAUAUGAAAUGCCCUCUGCUCCUGCCCCUUCUCCUGCUGGGGACAGUUGCUGCUCUUCAUCUGGAGAAUGAUGACCCCAAUUUGGACAUCCGAAAGACACAGGCAGACCUGAUCCAGGAUGUAGAAGGUUCAGGGGUGCAGGAGGGAGAUUUGGCCCUGACAGAGGAGUUGAUUCAGUCAGAAGGAGAGGAGGCUGAGGCUUCCACCAAUCAAGACACCUUUGAGGAUGAACAGGCCAUGGAGUUGCACCCAGCUGCCCUAGGUGAAGACUUGCAGUGCCCCAGGGAAGAGGACACAGUUCAAUUGUCUGGUCAUCCUGGGUGCAAGGCCCGCAGCUACUUCUUGGUGCGAACUCCUAUGACGUUUAGUGACGCUGAGAAUGUCUGCAGGAGGAGCUACCGAGGCCACCUUGUCUCCAUACACCGCAACAUCUUAUACUAUCUCCUCCAGCGCUUGCUCAGGGGUAUCGACGAAGGUGCGGUCUGGAUUGGAGGCUUCACGAUGGGCUUGUUGUGGCGCAGGAGAUUUCACUGGACUGAUGGGAGCUCCUGGGAUUAUGAAAACUGGGCCCCAGGGGAGCCUGGAAAUGGGAGAGGUGGCUGUGUUGCUCUAAGCAGCAGAGAUGGUCGCUGGCGACUAGCCCCUUGUAGCAGGCGUCUGCCCUUCAUCUGCUCCUUCUAAGCCGGUGACACGGAGACCCUGCCUUGAAGCCUCCUCCCUUCACAGCUUCCCGUCUGACCCCUGGACACUGGGCUUGUCCCCUUGUCCCUCCUGGCAAUAAAAUCAGACUUGCCACAGCA